UGAAUGUGCUGUUCUUUUGAUUUCUUGAAGGUUUUUCUCAUCUUCUUCCCAGUAACGAAGAUCACUUCAAAAAUUGCAACCCCUAAUUGCUCCGCAACUUCACAAAUUCUCGCCACUGACACCCCCAAAUGAUCAUUGCUCUGCGCCGCGAAAUCUCGUCGGCUCUCAAUUCCCGUCUCCGCUCAAUCAAAUGGCUCUGCACAGUUUCCCCACCGCUGUCCAUCAAUUCCGACGACAGACGCCAUUCUUUGGAAUACUCAAUCGUUUCUGCUCUCAAAUCCGUUUCUUCUUCAUCAUCGCCUUCGUUGUUCAUCCACGGACUGCAGCUGCAAUGCCACAUCCUCAAAUCGGGGCUCGAUUCCAACAUCUUCGUCAGGAACAGCUUGAUCACCAUGUACUCGAAGACAGGACGAUUAUCCAGCGCGAAAUCGAUGUUUGAUAGCGAACGGAAGUUCGAUUUGGUCUCCUGCAACAUAAUGCUCGGAGGUUACGUCAAAUCUGGCUGUUUGAAUGAUGCCUAUGAACUAUUCGACAGAAUGCCUAUGAAGAACUGCGUGUCCUACACUACAAUCAUGAUGUGUUUAGCUAAGAACGAGUUCUAUGUCGAAACCGUUAGCCUUUUUAAGGAGAUGAUGUCGUCGGGAGUGUUUCCCGGCGCAGUUACGGUGACGAUUGUUAUCUCGGCUUACGCGCAUCUCGACGGUGUCCGAAAUCGCGCUAAGUUAUUACAUAGUUUCGCGAUGAAGCUCGGGGUUGCUAAAGCUGUGUUCGUUUCGACAAACUUGAUUCAUCUUUACUGCGUGGAUUCGUGUCUCGGUGACGCUCGAGUAAUUUUUGACGAUAUGAACGCGAAGAACGUCGUUACGUGGAAUGCGAUGUUGAAUGGUUACAUUAAGGCGGGGCGGAUCGACUCGGCGAGAGAAUUGUUCGAUUCAAUGCCUGAGAAGGAUGUUGUUUCUUGGGGGACGAUGAUUAACGGAUACAUUCAGGUCGGGAGGUUGUCGGAGGGGUUGGAAAUCUAUGGCGUCAUGAGACGAUUUGGUAUGAAUUCUAACGAAGUUAUGAUCGUCGACAUGGUUUCCGCUUGUGGCCAAGUUUCGAACUUUUCCGGGGGGCGGCAAUUUCAUUCGCUAGCGUUAAAGACAGGGUUCAAUCAUUUCGACUUCGUGCAAUCAACGUUGGUUCAUUUUUACGCGGCAUGUGGGGAAGUUGAAUUCGCUCGGCGCCAGUUCGACGAAGGGAAUAAAAAUCACGUCGCAUGUUGGAAUGCUCUUAUCGCGGGAUUCAUUCGAAACGGAAGGAUUGACGACGCUAAAUUUCUGUUCGACGAGAUGCCGGAACGGGAUGUUUUCUCGUGGAGCACGAUGAUCGCCGGUUAUUCUCAGAUCGGGCCGCCGAACGCAGCUCUCGAGCUCUUCUAUAAAAUGAUCGAUGACGGAAUCGAGCCGAACGAAAUCACGAUGGUCAGCGUGCUCUCCGCGAUUUCGAGUCUAGGGUCAUUGACGGAAGGGAGACGCGCGCACGACUACAUUGUUCGCAACUCGAUAUCGAUCAACGACUACUUGAGCGCCGCGAUCGUCGACAUGUACGCGAAAUGCGGGAGCAUCGAUUCCGCGUUGGAAGUUUUUAAUCAGAUUCGGGAUACCGCAACAGACGUCUCUCCUUGGAACGCAAUCAUCUGCGGGCUGGCGAUGCACGGGCACGCGGCAAUGUCGUUACGAAUCUUCUACGACUUACAGCGACGAAGCGUAAAGCCUAACGGAAUCACGUUCAUCGGAGUCUUGACGGCAUGCUGCCACGCGGGGCUCGUCGAAGAAGGCGAGCGAUAUUUCGACAGCAUGAAACGCGUGUAUCGGUUGGAGCCGAACAUCAAACACUACGGCUGUAUGGUCGAUCUUUUGGGUCGAGCCGGGCGGCUGAAAGAAGCGGAAGAAAUGGUGAACGGGUUGCCCGUGAAACCUGAUGCCGUGAUUUGGGGUGCGCUUUUGGCGGCGUGCAAAAUGCACGACGACGCGGAUAUCGGCGAACGAGCCGCCGAGAAUUUAGCGAAGGUCGAGCCGUUACACGGCCCAAGCCGAGUUCUGUUGUCGAACAUCUACGCCGAUGCCGGCCGGUGGACGGAGGCUUUUCUUGUUCGGGAUGCGAUGCAAAGGCGAAGACUUUCUCGAUCACCAGGUUACAGUGGCAUUGUGUAACAUUCUUUUUUUCCUCCAAAAAUAUCAAAUUAAAAAAUUAUAUAUAUUUUUAUAUUAUACAUUACAUCGAGAGUCGUAUUAUUUCCGACUCCAUCGAAAAUAUUGUUGUUUCCGACUCUAAUUCAGUUGAAAACAUUGUUUCUGACUGCACAGUGGAUGAUUGUGGCAACAU
Molecule: messenger RNA, 2367 nt
Organism: Andrographis paniculata
Lineage: Eukaryota; Viridiplantae; Streptophyta; Magnoliopsida; Lamiales; Acanthaceae
Product: pentatricopeptide repeat-containing protein At5g19020, mitochondrial
Exons: 1
Coding region: 129-2195 (688 amino acids)
Biological process (GO): RNA modification
Molecular function (GO): protein binding; RNA binding
Source: RefSeq, a predicted model, not a curated record